UAAUAUUUGAUUAAUUGAAUUAUUUAAACCAUAUUUAAUUUUUACAGUAACAUAAUGAAAUACGUAACUUUUUCUAGAAGCAACUAUAUUAUUUUUAUAGUAUAUAUUAUUGUUAAAUUACAGAUUUUUAUGCAAAUUCAUAUUUUUGAAAAUAUAAUUAAAAAACAAAACUUCGAUAGAAAAGUGUUGUACCUACUAAAUAUCACUACUAUAGAAAGCAUUAUAUAUGGAUAUUUUACAUAUUUUUUCAUGCUAUGUGCGUUUCGUGUGACUUUGCACUUUCUAGUUUUCUAUAAAUGCGUAAAAAUUCGCAGUUUAAUUCUAAUAUUUGGUAGAUGAAAUAAAUUCCUGUUUAAAUUUCUAUUUCUUUAAUUCAUAAAAAUAUAAAGAUGCAUAAAAAUUCGUAGUCUAUGAUAUAUAGUGGUGUAUGAUUAUAUACAUCUUGGAAUAAUAUCAUUUUAGAAAUUCAAUUUACGAUAUACUAGAAAUUUUGGGAACUUAACAUGUUCAAAGGAAAUAAUAAAGAAAAAUAAUAUUUUUUCUUGUUGGAUUUUCUACAUCUUGCGGCAUGCAAUAGAUUGAAAAAAAAUUCAAUUUUCUUGUCGACUGAAUAUCGAUUUUCGAGAUACAAAACCUCGAAACUCAUUGAUAUUAGUGAAAAGUCGAACCACUUUUAUUCAAUUGAAAUGUAUUUAUCUCCAUUAUUUGCUUUGUUCAUAAUGAGUUUGCAACGAAUUUGUUUAUGCUAAGAGUAUUUGAAGAACAUGAAUACGUUGACCUUCGCAAUUAAAAUUAGAAUAAUAAGAGAUAUCAAUUCAUCUUUACAGAUGUACCAUAGGAAAUUCGAAAGAAUUUUAAUAACCUUAUCUGACUUCUUACGUGUAUAAAACACUCAUUGAAUUGAAAUGUUUUAUGCGGAAAGAUAAAAACGAUUAUUUAGAAGUUAGUUUUACUUAGUAUUUAACUAUUUAUUUAUUUAUUUAGUUAUUUAACAAAGUUUUUAAUAUGAUAAACUUGUCAACGAAUAUCUAUUUGCACGUGAAUCAAUGUGCAGAGAGUUAUCAAAUACUUCAGAUGUUCUCAAUUAUAUUCAACGAAUAGCACGUAUUAUUUUAUUACAUGAGACAUGUUUCAAUUUAAUCGUCAAUAUGAACAUCAUAAAACAUAAGAUAUGUAUGGUGUCUGAUUUUUUUUAUCCUAAUAUGGGUGGUGUUGAGGAACAUAUCUUUAAUUUGUCUCAAUGUUUAAUGGAGCUUGGACAUAAAGUUGUAGUGCUUACUCAUUCCUAUGGCGAUAGAAUCGGAGUGCGUUAUAUGACAAAUGGCCUAAAAAUAUAUCUUUCUAAGGGAAGAAAUCCAAAUAGUUCAUGGCCAUUCUGCAUUCUCUGCUCUUGCUCACGAAGGGAUGUUAAUUGGCCGCUUGAUGGGAUUAAAAAGAUAUCGUUAGCUGAUUGCAACCAUUGUAUAUGUGUAUCACAUACUGGGAAAGAGAAUACAGUAUUGAGGGCAAAGGUCUUAAAAGAGAAAGUUUCUGUUAUCCCAAAUGCAGUUGAUACUACUUUAUUUAUGCCUGACAUCAGUAAAAGAGAUGAUAAUUUUAUUACAAUAGUCAUAGUAUCGCGACUAGUAUAUCGCAAAGGCGUCGAUUUAUUAGCUCGUAUUAUACCCGAUCUUUGUAGUCGAUACAAGAAUGUGCAAUUUCUAAUUGCUGGAGAUGGUCCCAAAAGAUGGCUCAUAGAAGAAGUACGAGAAAGAAACUUGUUACAACAUAGGGUAACGUUGCUUGGAAGCUUAGAGCAUUCUCAAAUUAGACAUGUAUUGAAUAAGGGUCAUAUAUUCCUAAAUACAAGUCUGACAGAAGCAUAUUGCAUGGCAAUUGUUGAAGCUGCAUCAUGCGGUUUACAAGUUGUUUCAACAAAAGUCGGUGGUAUACCUGAAGUACUGCCACCUGAUUUAAUUUAUUUAGUAGAACCUACAGUACCUGCUCUUAUUAGUGGACUAGAAUCUGCUAUAGCAGAUUAUAAAGAAGGAAACACUAGAUGUCCAUUUGAAAUGCAUAGAAGGAUAAGUUUAUUUUAUAACUGGUUUAAUAUUACUAAAAGGACUGAAAUAGUUUACAAUUUAGUAAAACAAGAAAAUAAAAAGAAUUUAGGUCAACAAUUAGCAAGUUAUGUUCAAAGUGGAGUAUUAGCCUAUUUACUGGUUGUAUCAUUGUGCUACAUCAUUUUACAAAUUUUAGAAAUCCUUGUACCGCAAAAGUACAUUGAUAUUGCGAAAGAUUAUGCUGAAAUUAACGUCAUACAGCCUCGAGGAGACGAUAAAGAGGAUUAAUAUUUUAUUUCCAAGAUGUACUAUAAGGUGAUAUAAGCAUUUUGAUAGUAUGUGUUUUAUAUACCAAAUACAUUCCUAUCAGUACGAUUUAAAUAUACUUUUUCGUGCAAGAGGUUCAACUAUUCAUAAAAAUACUUCCUAACAUUCUUUUGAGAUAACAUAUUUUCAUGUUGUAUAAAUAUAUAUGUACAAAAACAGAAAUACAGUGUCCAAAGUACAAAUACAGUUGUUAAAAAAAAAUUAAACUUAUGUAAAAUUAUUUUAUUAUUUUCGUGUCAAACGUUGUUUUAAUUAUUAUAUGCUUUUACGUACAUAACUUUUUAUGAAUGAUUGAUGAAUUUGCAUAAUAUUAUAAUUUAUAAUCAUACACACGCACAUACACAGUGAUUAUUUACAUAUGAAAAAUAUAUUGCACCAAUUACUCCCUUUUUUACAUCAGCUAAAAUAAUAGGGUCAAAUUGAAAAUAUAAUAAUAUUUAUUUUAUUAUACGCUGUACGUUAGAUACAAUAAUAAUAUUAAUACAAUAUCUCAA
Molecule: messenger RNA, 2863 nt
Organism: Bombus huntii
Lineage: Eukaryota; Metazoa; Arthropoda; Insecta; Hymenoptera; Apidae
Gene: PIG-A
Product: phosphatidylinositol N-acetylglucosaminyltransferase subunit A
Exons: 7
Coding region: 1047-2330 (427 amino acids)
Biological process (GO): GPI anchor biosynthetic process
Cellular component (GO): glycosylphosphatidylinositol-N-acetylglucosaminyltransferase (GPI-GnT) complex
Molecular function (GO): phosphatidylinositol N-acetylglucosaminyltransferase activity
Source: RefSeq, a predicted model, not a curated record